GUAAACGCUCUUCUUCGUAGUUGGAACUUUAGAUGAAAAAAUUUUUGUAGUUAUAAUGGUUGGUUUACUGAACGACUCCGACAGCGAGGACGAGCUGCCACCAGGAUGGGAGGAACGAGCCAGCAACGACGGGAAUGUUUACUACGUGAAUCAUUUUACAAAGAGCACGCAGUGGACGCACCCUCGCACGGGACGCAAAAAGAUAGUCAAGGGAGAACUGCCUUCAGGAUGGGAGAGGGUCGUUACUAACGAAGGAGAAGUGCUUUUUGUCGACCACGUCAAUCACACAACGACUUACGCCGAUCCGAGAUUGGCUUUUGCUACCGAGUACAGGGAAUCUUCUCAGCCUGUGAGGCAGCGUUUUGAUGGUAGCAGCACAGCAUUGGCCGUACUUUAUGGAAUUGAUUUGAGAAACAAGGUUGCCCUGAUUACUGGUGCCAAUACAGGAAUUGGUUUCGAGACGGCUAGAUCAUUGGCUCUACAUGGCUGCACAGUAAUAUUGGCUUGUCGAGAUUUGGAAAAGGCACAGAUUGCUGUUGAUAGGAUCAAAAAAGAAAAGGAUGAUGUAGAUUGCGAUGUUUUACGCUUGGAUUUAUGCUCGCUGCAGAGCGUUCAAACUGCUGCAAAUGAAUUCAAACAAAAAUACAGAACUCUUAAUAUUUUGAUACUGAAUGCCGGAGUGUUUGCAUUACCCUACACGUUGACAGAGGAUGGCUAUGAAACGACUUUUCAAGUUAAUCAUUUAUCCCAGUUUUAUCUUACAUUACUUUUAGAAAAUCCAUUGAAAAGUUGUGGCAAUGCCAGGGUAGUCAUUUUGUCUAGCGAAUCACACAGAUUUUCAUUCAUUCGAUCAGCGGAGGAUAUUUACCCUUUGACACUAUCUCCUCCUGCCUAUAAAUAUUGGUCUAUGGGUGCAUAUAACAACUCGAAAUUCUACAACGUACUAUUUGCUCAAGAAUUGGCAAAACGUUGGCCAUCUGUGGGUGUUUUUAGCUGCCACCCUGGAAACAUGGUUUCCUCCAAUAUAUCGCGUCACUAUUGGCUAUACCGAUUUUUAUUUGCAUUAGUCAGACCCUUCACAAAAUCUCUGCAACAAGCAGCCAGUACAAGUGUAUUUUGUGCAACUGCGGAAGAAUUGAAAGGUAUUUCAGGCACUUACUUCAACAACUGCUAUCGUUGUGAUGUAUCAAGCACUGCCUUUGAUCCACAGUUAUCUUUGCGACUAUGGGACGUUAGUCAAGAAAUGAUAAUAAAUAUCAUGAACAAAGAUAAGUUAUAAAAAGAGGUGUCAUUGACGUAAUGUCCUUUAAAUAGAAAUUGUACAUAAUGUAAUUAAAAGACUGACAGUUUUAUA
This is a messenger RNA of Copidosoma floridanum, 1354 nucleotides long. RefSeq names its product WW domain-containing oxidoreductase (gene Wwox). Lineage: Eukaryota; Metazoa; Arthropoda; Insecta; Hymenoptera; Encyrtidae. Gene Ontology annotation, molecular function: protein binding. The record is from RefSeq and is a predicted model, not a curated record.